AUGACAAACCCACAAUCUGAAAAUGGAGUAAUCGAAAUACUGAAAAAGCUCGAGGAAAACGACUUGUUAGCACUGUCGCGUACGGUAACUCAGGGUUUGCUCAAAAUCAGAUCAACUGAUGAGGCUAUAGCAGGAAUACUCAAAUAUUCGCCAGACGGAUUGAGUAUCCUAAGGAGGAAGGCGGUCACCAGGGAAAUCCUCUUUUCAUAUUUAGAUGAAAAAAACGUGAAGCUCAAGUUACCAAUAACAAAAAACGAGCUGGUUGAUGCCACUUUGGCAUAUUGGGAUACCUCAGGUAUCCCUUACACCACUGCUAACUCUAGCCAAGUUAUGUGUACUCAGACUCAGGAUUCUAAUGGAGUGGUCAAAAGUAACUCACCAUCAGACAUUGAGGGUGUAUCAGCAUUGGCAGAGCAAUUUGUGCAAUGGUUUUACACCAUGAUGAACACUGAAGGAAUAGGCUCUGAACACUUCUAUCCAGAUGGUAAACUCAAGCUGAACAAGAUUACAGGUGGUGAGUGUGACACAAACAUUAUAGAAAACAGCCCUGAUGACAUUGCCAGAGAAUUAUUUGACAUCAAACUACAAUAUGGUUUGUUCUUCAAUCCAAAUGUUUCAAAGGAAGGUACUCAAGGUAGGAUGGACCCUCAUGGACUAGUUACAGUGAUGGCCUGUGGGACCUUGCAUGUGCAAGAUAGUUGUGUGGGGGUUUUUGAACAAGUGUUUGCUCUAGCUAGAGACCCUUAUUGUGACAAUAACUGGAAAAUAAAAAACACUGAACUGAAUUUGAGGAGCAAAAGUGGGGUCAUUGGACAACCUAGUUUAUGUGAUAGUGAACUAACAUUGGAUUUGUUAAUGUUACCUUCUAACUCAUAA
Messenger RNA from Phaedon cochleariae (mustard beetle), 876 nucleotides. NCBI's taxonomy places the organism in Eukaryota, Metazoa, Arthropoda, Insecta, Coleoptera, Chrysomelidae. The record is from the annotation of a GenBank genome assembly.